Messenger RNA from Durotheca rogersii, 1940 nucleotides. Its product is annotated as mitochondrial import inner membrane translocase subunit Tim54. Lineage: Eukaryota; Fungi; Ascomycota; Sordariomycetes; Xylariales; Xylariaceae. The coding region runs from base 208 to 1596 and encodes 462 amino acids. The record is from RefSeq and is a predicted model, not a curated record. The transcript has a single exon. Gene Ontology annotation, cellular component: membrane; intracellular membrane-bounded organelle; cytoplasm. Gene Ontology annotation, biological process: sphingosine biosynthetic process.
CAUCUUCGACCGCGCUCGCCCACACCAACCCUCCUCCAUGGCAGAGCCCAAGACCCCGCCAACCGCGGCGGCGGGAGCUGGGCCUGCUGCUGCUGCAUCUGUAAGUCGGCGACUAAGGACAACACUAAGAAAGAAGAAGUGGAAGAGGGAAAAAACCAAACUUGACGUCUUGGCUGCGAUCUAACGCUCCGACGGGUGAACGAGUGAAUGAAUGAGAAUGGCUCUGCUAAACGCGUGCGACCGCAGACGGCGACCGCUCCUCCCUCAGCAGCCGCCCCUCCCAGCACGUACAAAGCCCCGACCGCGAACCCGGCGCUGCGCAUGAUGGGCAUCCCGGGGCUGCCGAAGAAGCUGCCGUCGCGGAACUGGCUCAUCUUCUUCGCGGUCGCGGGCUCCUUCACCGCCGCGGUCGUCUACGACAAGCGUGAGAAGCGUCGCGCGACUGCGCGCUGGUCGCGCGCCGUCGCCCACCUCGCGCGCGAGCCCGUCGCCGACCCGAACCAGCUCCCGCGCAAGCUCGCCGUCUUCCUCGAGUCGCCCCCCGGCGACGGCCUGCGCGUCGCCCAGGACCACUUCACCGAGUACGUCAAGCCCGUCCUCGCCGCCUCCGGCCUCGACUGGGAGUUCGUCCAGGGCCGCAAGGAGGGCGACAUCCGCGCCGCCGUCGCCGAGCGGAUACGCCGCGCCCGCCAGCCCGAAGCCGCCGCCGCCGCCGCCGCUAAGACCCAGGACGAGAUCGUGCAGAGCGUGCGCCGCAAGAACGCCACCCCCGAAUGGCAGGGCCUCCGCGGCGACAUCGUCGUCGGCCGGCACACGUGGAAGGAGUACGUGCGGGGCUUGCACGAGGGCUGGCUCGGCCCGCUCGUCGCGCCGGAACCGGAACCGAAACCGAACGCGGCCGCGGCUGGCCCCGCCGAGGGCGAGGAGAAGACGGAGGAGGGCCCGAAGCCCGAAGAGAAGCCGGAGCGGCCGCCGCAGCCGCCCCCGUACAACACGACGGACGACUACCCGACGUCAGCGCUGCCACGGCUCAUCCCGGCCGAGUUCUCGCCGUCGGCGCCCGUCGAGUUCCCGCACAUCCUCGGCUUCUCCAACACGCUGAUCCGGCUGCGGCGCUUCCUCAACCGCCGGCGGCUCGCCGACGACAUCGGGCGCGAGGUGGCGGCCGUGUGCCUGGCGGCGGCCGUGCGCGAGUACCGCGACGGCGACGGCGACGGCGGCGCCGCCGCGGACGGGCAGCCGUCCGAGCAGGAGGCCGCGCUCGCCCACGAGGAGAAGAACUGGGUCAAGUCGGUGUGGAAGGCGCCGGACGCGCCCCGGGAGCCGAAGAAGAAGACAGAGGGCGAAGGUGACGCAGCAACCGCGGUCGCGGCCCGGCCGGCGGAGCGCAUCUGGGCCAGCCCGAUGGUGCUCGACCCGCGGAUCGCCAUGCGCAUGCGGCGGUUCGAGCUGCGGGGCGAGGACGAGGAGCGCGCGCGCGCCAUCGAGGUCCCCGAGGAGGAGGUCGAGGGCUGGAUCAAGGGCAGCCUGCGCGGGCUGUACCGCUGGGCGGUCACGAAGCCGGCGCCGAACCCGUCGUGGCCGGACGAAGACUGAGCCCGGCCGGUAGUCUCACUGGUGUCACGGCACCAAGGGCCGUCGACGCGAUCACGUACUCCCGUAUAUCCCGAAAUAUAUGCGCGCCAGCGAGGCAUGAAGAGAGAGGAGGAGAGGGGGACCGUGUAGAAUUACGUGUAACGAUACCUCCUCCCUACCAUUCUGUUACUUCUUCCACCCUCCGUGUACUAUACCAUAUUACACCAUACCACACUACACCAUAACUCACCACGCAUCCCCCCAAGGCUCAGCAUGGCAUGGCGCACACGCGUACACUACGCAUUGGAUUCUGCCGCCCUACGGACAUAGACUGAAUUUUCUUUUCUUCUUCGCAUAUGCCGAAA